AAAGUUCACCCGAAACGACCAACUACCGAAGAGAUACCAGCAGCUUCGGUCAUCGUUUUAGCAAGAAACGCACUGGAGAGAUGUGAAUACGCUUCACCAAAAGAUGGUUAUCUCAUGCGUCAUUCGCCGCCUCACAUCGUGUUCAUCUCUGUAAAAGAGACUACGCUUCUCCCUGUUCGGAUAUUAAGAUGCGGGUAUUCUCCACCAUCCUCUGAUAAAACCACGAGCGAAAGG
Molecule: messenger RNA, 234 nt
Organism: Dentiscutata erythropus
Lineage: Eukaryota; Fungi; Glomeromycota; Glomeromycetes; Diversisporales; Gigasporaceae
Source: the annotation of a GenBank genome assembly